This is a messenger RNA of Alexandromys fortis (reed vole), 1717 nucleotides long. RefSeq names its product alpha-1,6-mannosylglycoprotein 6-beta-N-acetylglucosaminyltransferase A. Gene Ontology annotation, molecular function: alpha-1,6-mannosylglycoprotein 6-beta-N-acetylglucosaminyltransferase activity. Gene Ontology annotation, cellular component: Golgi apparatus. The transcript has 11 exons. NCBI's taxonomy places the organism in Eukaryota, Metazoa, Chordata, Mammalia, Rodentia, Cricetidae. The record is from RefSeq and is a predicted model, not a curated record. The coding region runs from base 272 to 1717 and encodes 481 amino acids. Gene Ontology annotation, biological process: protein N-linked glycosylation.
GACAGAUCCAGGUGAGGGUGAGGGGCAUAAUGGUGCCUCCAGUCCUGUUCAGGAAGAUACACCCAGCACCUGCAGCCCCACCUGAUCUUAGAGGCCGCUCUGGGCUUUUUCUUUUUCAGGAAUGGAAGCCAGGGAAGGAAAUCAGCUGACUCAGGAGCCGGAGUGAGAGCGGCCGCCGUUGUUGUGCACCCUCCGCCCCAGCCUGCACCAUGAACUUGCCUUCACCUUCUGCGCCUUGAGAGCCACGGGAGGGCUACCUUGCUAGAGAGAGAUGGCUUUCUUUACUCCCUGGAAGUUGUCCUCUCAGAAGCUGGGCUUUUUCCUGGUGACUUUUGGCUUCAUAUGGGGGAUGAUGCUUCUGCACUUCACCAUCCAGCAGCGAACUCAGCCUGAGAGCAGCUCCAUGCUGCGGGAGCAGAUCCUGGAUCUCAGCAAAAGGUACAUUAAAGCGCUGGCCGAAGAAAACAGGAACGUGGUGGAUGGCCCAUAUGCCGGUGUCAUGACAGCUUAUGAUCUGAAGAAGACGCUGGCUGUGUUGCUGGAUAACAUCUUGCAGCGCAUUGGCAAGCUCGAGUCGAAGGUGGACAAUCUAGUCAACGGCACAGGAGCAAAUUCUACCAAUUCCACCACAGCUGUCCCCAGCUUGGUAUCACUUGACAAGAUUAAUGUGGCAGAUAUCAUUAAUGGAGUUCAAGAAAAAUGUGUAUUGCCUCCUAUGGAUGGCUAUCCCCACUGCGAGGGGAAAAUCAAGUGGAUGAAAGACAUGUGGCGCUCGGAUCCCUGCUACGCAGACUAUGGAGUGGAUGGGACCUCCUGCUCCUUUUUUAUUUACCUCAGUGAGGUUGAAAAUUGGUGUCCCCGUUUACCUUGGAGAGCGAAAAAUCCCUAUGAAGAAGCCGAUCAUAACUCAUUGGCGGAAAUCCGUACGGAUUUCAACAUUCUCUACAGCGUGAUGAAAGAGCACGAGGAGUUCCGGUGGAUGAGACUCCGCAUCCGGAGAAUGGCUGAUGCGUGGAUCCAAGCUAUCAAGUCCCUGGCAGAGAAACAAAACCUGGAAAAGAGAAAACGGAAGAAAAUUCUUGUGCACCUGGGGCUCCUGACCAAGGAAUCUGGCUUCAAGAUUGCAGAGACGGCAUUCAGCGGUGGCCCUCUCGGUGAACUAGUUCAAUGGAGUGAUUUAAUUACGUCUCUCUACCUACUGGGCCAUGACAUCCGGAUCUCAGCUUCACUGGCUGAGCUCAAGGAGAUUAUGAAGAAGGUUGUUGGAAACCGCUCUGGCUGCCCCACUGUAGGAGACAGGAUCGUCGAGCUUAUUUAUAUCGAUAUUGUGGGACUUGCUCAAUUUAAGAAAACUCUAGGACCAUCCUGGGUUCAUUACCAGUGCAUGCUCCGGGUGCUCGAUUCCUUUGGGACAGAACCUGAGUUCAACCAUGCAAGCUAUGCCCAGUCGAAAGGCCAUAAGACACCCUGGGGAAAAUGGAAUCUGAACCCACAGCAGUUUUACACCAUGUUUCCUCACACCCCAGACAACAGCUUUCUGGGCUUCGUGGUCGAGCAGCACCUGAACUCCAGUGACAUCCACCACAUUAACGAGAUCAAAAGGCAGAACCAGUCCCUUGUCUAUGGCAAAGUGGAUAGUUUCUGGAAGGUGAGUCAGCCUGCCUGCGUGUCGAGCUCUCUGAACGGAAGCUUGGGAGGUAAUUUAAUUUUGCUUUGA